AUGAGACGAAAAAUGAAGUUGUGGAGACGCGUCUCCGGAGCUAUAAAGGACAAACUCAGUCUCAUCACCGCGACGGAUGAAAAAUUCACGGCGGCGGUUAUCAAAGCGACGAGUCAUAACGAUGUCUCAAUGGACAUCGAAAACGUUCAAUUCAUCUAUAGAUACAUACAGAGCAACCCUUCCAGUUUCAAACCAAUUAUACGCGCCGUCUCGUUACGCGUGGAACACACGCGUAACUGGACGGUGGCUUUGAAAUGUUUGAUGUUAUUGCACGGCUUGUUCUUCUCCGGAAUCAUGACCGUCGAUUCGAUCGGACGGUUACCGUUCGAUCUUUCGGGUUUCGGGAGAAGGAAAUCUCGGUUUAGUAGAACCGGUCGGUUUAACAUCUUCGUUCGCGCUUAUUUCAUGUUUCUUGACGAAAGAUCGAUUCUCUAUUAUAACAAGAACAUGAUUCGAUUAGAGAUUAUCGUUAAGAUGCAACGAAUAGUUGAUUCAUUGAUGAGAAUCAAACCAAUUGGUGAAACACCUCUUGUAAUCGAAGCUAUGGAAUAUGUAAUCAGCGAGGUUGUUUUGAUUAACGGUCAUAUAUGCCGCGGAUUCGCGGGUUUCUUAUCCGAUGUACAGUCGAAUAUGCUCGAGAUAUCGUCCGCGGAGGCGGAUUUGGCGAUGAAUAUCGUGGCGAAAUCUUUGUCGCAGAGAGAAAAACUCUUCAAGUAUUUCGAAUUCUGUAGAGGUUUUGGUGUCACCAACGCUCAAGAAACCUCUAAUAUCUUGCGAAUCACGGAAUCUCAAAUGAUAGUUCUCGACAAGCUUCUCCAUAUCGCCCCCGAGUUAGAUUGGAAAGCCGCAAAAGUAACGCCGGUAACCGCGGCGGAUAUGGUGGAUUUGGUGACCAGCGAGGAGCGCUCUAAUACUCCAUCAGAUUUUCUUACCUUCUAAUCACGUAAUUAGUAGCUAAUCAUGUUAUAGUCUAACGUUGUUUGUACAUCUGUGUAUGUUAAUGUGUAUAAGAUAAGGUAAAAAUGCAAAUAAACAACCUU
Molecule: messenger RNA, 1040 nt
Organism: Arabidopsis thaliana (thale cress)
Lineage: Eukaryota; Viridiplantae; Streptophyta; Magnoliopsida; Brassicales; Brassicaceae
Product: ENTH/VHS/GAT family protein
Exons: 1
Coding region: 1-939 (312 amino acids)
Biological process (GO): clathrin-dependent endocytosis; clathrin coat assembly
Cellular component (GO): clathrin-coated pit; clathrin-coated vesicle; Golgi apparatus
Molecular function (GO): phospholipid binding
Source: RefSeq, marked reviewed